Messenger RNA from Homalodisca vitripennis (glassy-winged sharpshooter), 1920 nucleotides. RefSeq names its product intraflagellar transport protein 56 (gene Ttc26). Gene Ontology annotation, cellular component: ciliary basal body; ciliary base; intraciliary transport particle B. The record is from RefSeq and is a predicted model, not a curated record. Gene Ontology annotation, molecular function: intraciliary transport particle B binding; protein binding. The coding region runs from base 127 to 1869 and encodes 580 amino acids. The transcript has 13 exons. Gene Ontology annotation, biological process: intraciliary anterograde transport; intraciliary transport involved in cilium assembly. NCBI's taxonomy places the organism in Eukaryota, Metazoa, Arthropoda, Insecta, Hemiptera, Cicadellidae.
ACAAACAGAAUACGCGUACUAUAAUUUCUACACUACUUAUUAUUUUUCUUAUAUCUUUAUUAAGUUGUACAAUUAAUCAAUGUUACAUAUUCCUAUUUCGCUAUAACUGAUAAGAAAUAUAUCAAAAUGAUCUUAUCUCGGAUGAAACCAGCUGUUGGAGCUGGACCAUCAGACCAACAAAGUAAUUCAAAACAGGUUCCAACUUUAGAGGAAUUUCUCGAGAGACGUGACUAUACUGGAGCUAUAACUAUUUUGGAAUUUGAUCAGAGCAGUGGAAAAGGUACAGAAAUGACAAACCGUUGGCUAGGCUACUGUGCGUUCCAUCUUGGAGAUUACCAACGAGCUCUGACCAUCUACCAGUCCCUCAGUCGGUCCAAGGAUGCUCCUGAGGAUUUGCAGACUAAUCUUGCUUGCUGUUACUUCUUUCUCGGAAUGUACCCACAAAGCGAAAAGAUUCUAGACUCAGCUCCAGCAAGUCGCCUGAAGACUCGUCUUUUAUUUCAUCUAGCACACAAACUGGGUGAUGAGAAGAAGUUGAUGGAGCAUCACCAGCAGCUGCAAGAUGUGAUAGAGGACCAACUGUCCUUGGCCAGCAUACACUACCUACGAUCGCACUACCAAGAGGCCAUCGACAUCUACAAACGCAUCCUGCUUGAUAACAGUGGCAUACUAUUCCCCAAACAAUUUCCACUCAAGAAGAGAGUUUCUCAGGAUGAUAUCCAGUUACUAUCCGUUCUUCGUAGUUUAAAGGAGUACCUGGCCCUGAACGUGUAUGUGGCUCUUUGCUACUACAAGCUGGAUUAUUACGACGUGUCACAAGAAGUAUUGGCAGUUUACUUGCAGAAAUACCCAGACUCAGCCAUUGCCAUCAACCUCAAGGCUUGCAACCACUUCCGGCUAUACAACGGCAAGGCUGCAGAGACUGAGAUCAAGACGCUUAUGGAUCAGAGUUCGUCUUCGUUCAGUUUUGGCCACGACCUGAUCCGACACAACAUUGUGGUGUUUCGAGGAGGGACUGCAGCCUUACAGGUGCUGCCACCUCUAGUAGACGUCAUUCCUGAGGCUAGGCUGAAUCUUGUAAUCUAUCACUUGAAGCAGGAAGAAUACAAAGAGGCGUUUCUAUUGGUGAAAGAUCUUGAACCAUCAGUGCCCCAAGAGUACAUACUGAAGGGGGUUGUUAACGUGGCCAUUGGACAAGAAUCUGGAUCUAGGGAACAUAUCAAGGUGGCUCAGCAGUUCUUCCAGCUGGUAGGUAGCAGUGCCAGUGAGUGCGACACCAUUCCUGGGCGACAGUGUAUGGCCUCCUCGUUCUUCCUGCAGCGCCAGUUUGAUGAUGUCAUGCUUUACCUUAGCUCCAUCAAGAGCUACUACUGCAAUGAUGACAGCUUUAAUUUCAACUACGCCCAGGCCAAAGCAGCAUUGGGACACUUCAAAGAAGCCGAAGAGAUAUUCCUUAUGGUCCAAAAUGAAAAGUUACAAAAUGACUACAUUUAUAUAAGUCAUUUAGCCAGAUGCUACGUGAUGUCUGGCAAACCACAGUCUGCUUGGGAGCUUUACCUGAAAAUGGAAACAUCUGCAGAUUCCUUCAGUCUUCUUCAGGUGCUGGCCAAUGAUUGCUACAGGAUGGGUCAAUUCUGGCAUGCUGCCAAAGCAUUCGACAUGCUGGAACGUUUGGAUCCGAGCCCCGAGUAUUGGGAGGGCAAGAGAGGAGCUUGUGCUGGUGUGUUCCAGCUUAUCAUUGCAGGCAGACAACCCAAGGAGUUGCUAGCUGAUGUAAUCCAACUUCUGCGAAACACUGCCAAUCCACAGGUGGAAACUAUAAUAUGGACCAUGAAGAGGUGGGCCAAGGAAAAUAAAUUAAAUGUCUAGCUGAAUGUAUAUAUGCGUUCAACAUUAUAACUGUGUAAAUAAAAAUUAUUA